Drosophila nasuta is the source of this 1408-nucleotide messenger RNA. RefSeq lists its product as uncharacterized. The coding region runs from base 393 to 1172 and encodes 259 amino acids. Lineage: Eukaryota; Metazoa; Arthropoda; Insecta; Diptera; Drosophilidae. The transcript is spliced from 3 exons. Gene Ontology annotation, biological process: multicellular organismal reproductive process. The record is from RefSeq and is a predicted model, not a curated record.
UACAAUUAGUUGUAAACAUUAUUUUAAUAUGUAAAUAUAUUUACUAACAAUAGAAUCCGGUUAUAUCUACUUAAGCAUUACGAUUAUUUUUAUUGCUAUUCCACAUAAAUAUUUGAAUUGAAUGAAUUUAUUUAAUCAAUGCAAGAAUACUUGUUUUAUGCACUCGUAAUUGCAUUUGUGCUCUCUUGCGCUCUCAGUAUGACAAAUAUUAUAUUAAGUACAGUGAAUCCCCUAUAUGAUCUAACUCUAACUGUAAUGCAAAUAUUAAAGCUGUUUAACAAGCUCUAGACUUAAGUCGAUUUUAGUAGUUCAUUGCUAUUGUGAGCUUAGUAUAAAAGAAGCUUCUAAGUUUGAUGUGUGUGGAAUUUUAGAAAAUAUUCAAAUAAACAAAAAUGAUUCAAAUAAGCUUAGCAUUAAAUUUACUUCUAAUGGCAACUUCAUGCCUAUCUAUAUCUCUACCUGAGGAAAUCAAUAAAUGUCACUUUGGAGCUGAGAAAUGCAUUAUCGAUUCAAUGAAUCACGUUAUAAAAAAGUAUCCCAAAGGCAUACCAAAAAUUGGACUAAAGCCAAUUGACGUGGUCGAUAUAAGAGAUUCUAUCCUCCUUGAAACUGAUCAAUCGGGACCCAUUUGGAUGAGUUUAAACUUAACCAAACAAAUUAUUUACGGUUUUGAGAAUACAACUAUCACUGAAGUCGAGGGUUUCGAGAAAGAUCCCACAGCCCAACACCUCACAAUCUCAGGUCGUAUACCGAGCUUAAUUCACAAAGGUCACUUUUGCGCCCGUCGUCAUAUAUUGCUUAUCACAAUGAAUUUAAAGGGUGAAUCGACAUCUGAUUUUCAGAAUCUGCGGUUCACUCUUAAACUAAAAGGCACAAUUGAAUUUCGGAAUAACAAACGUUAUCUCAAAAUUUACGAACUAGUGCCAAAUGUCAAAAUAGAUCGCUGGAUUUUAUGGAUGCAAGACCUCUUUGAGGACAACACUGAUCUAACAAACCUGGUGAAUCGUCUUUUUAACAUUCGCUGGCUUGAAGUUUGGAAUGAAUUGGAAUCAAAGAUAUUAGAAAUAUUUUCUGGCUUGUUUCUGGGUAUGAUCGAGGACACAUUUGAAAAGAAUUCAUACGAUGACAUGUUUUUACCUGAUUUGACUGAAACUCAAGAAAAUGCUUUAUAAUAGUCAAACGAGAAGUUUUGCAAUCAAAUGCUCUUAUUCAAGAAGGAACAACUGAAGCUAAAGUUACAAAUAUUUACUUCUAUGUAUCCUAUAAGAUUUUUGGGAGCAAUGUACAAUAUUAAAUGUAUCUCUAUUGGUGUGUGUGCAAGCUUUAAUUAAAUUAACCUCAUUUCUAGUAAUUAUAUAUUUUUAUAUUUAAAAAUGUAAUAUCAAUUCUGUAUAUGUGACAUAUCUCU